ACCAACGGUGAAACCGGACAUCUACCCUCCAUAUGAUAGCAGAUGGCGACAAAUGGGUGCAAAAAGGAUGGUGGAUAGGGAUGUGAGCUUUCUCACCAAGCCUAUGAUAGAUGAAGCUACGGUGAUGGAUGACAGGCAGAGAUUACAGACCGUGGCAGAGCUAAACAAAGUGGGACGAUCGGCAGAGCAGGCUUUUCUGGAAAACAGGAGAGCAAGAGAGGAAGCAAGGAGGUCGGAAGCAAAGGGAGGUAAAGACGAGGAUGGGGGCGAUAGUGUGCAGGAAAGUAAGACUGGGUCAAGGAGUAGGAGAAUGAGAGAGGAGGAGUCUGUGGGGGAAGAGGGAGACGGGGUCACCGGGAGCGAGGACAAGGGAGGAGAAUCAUCAGCCUCGCUUAAGAGGAAAAUCACAGAUAGGGAUUCAGCGAAAGGUGAUAGCUCAUACCAAGGGUCAAAGAGGACAUAUUCAGGGAAGGGAAACGAUGGUUUAUCUUCAGAGGGGGAAAAAAAUCAUGAUGAUGCUAUGAAAGAAGAAGGUCAGGAGGAUCAGGGUUCUCAGGGGGAAGAAAUGGAAGUUACAACCUCUUCAGAGGACACGUCAACGACAGCUUCAACAGAUCAACGAACAGAUCAAGGGCCUGCAACAGGUCGAGUCAGAUCUACAAAAGCAUCAUCGCCCGAGGUUUCGAAAAACACAGCACAAGAUCUCGGGGGGAAGACUGUUGAAGGGGAAGGAAAAAUGGCACAGGAUUCAGAUACAGAUUUGGAUAGGGAUAGUGACAAGAGGCAGGAUGAUUGGGAGGAGGAAGAGGAGGAAGAAGAGGAGGAAGAAGAGGAGGAAGAAGAGGACGAACCGGAAACACUGGCUCAGUGGAUAAAACAUGUUCACAAAUUAAAGUGGGAGAGGCAUAUUGAGUGCUACUCUAAACAGUUCAUUUGGCCGAAGUCCUAUCAGCCACAGGGUCUGAAGAGAGCUGAGCAAAAGAGAAGGGCGCAACAACAACAAUUGGAGUUUUCGGGUAGUAUGGAUCAGGAUUUGUCAGAUUCCACUCAGGGGGUGGGGGUGGAUGAACAGAUGGAGGAGGAAAAGAGGCAGGCAGUGAUCUUGGAGGCACAACUGGAGGUCCUCAAGGAGCAUAAUAGGGAAUUAGGGGAAGACACUAUAAAUCUGCAGAAAAUUGCCGAUGCUCCACAUGCAGACAUCAAUGCAGCAGCCAAACUGUAUGCAAGACAGGAACCAUGGAGGAGAAUUGUUAUGCCGUACAGAUGGAACAGCGGCAAUGCUGAUUGGGAGGUAGCCAUCCACAGAUCUCUAGCAUUGAUUACAGUAAAGGACAGCCACUGCGAGCAUGUCAUAUUGAAAGAACAUAUCACAAAAGACCUGCCUUUGAAGGUACACGUCAUUGGUGAUCUCAACCAGGAUAGGGAAGAAUGGGAAGAUACGGAGGGUACAAAGCACAUGUUGGAUUACAGACCGGUCAUGAUUAAGUUACAGGAAAAGGCAGUCCUGGCGGAUGGAUUCAUCUGGAUGCCAUGGCAGGUAGUGGAGAUGAUUCCAUAUGGUCUCCUGGGAGGGUCGGAGGCGGCAGAAUGGGUGGCAAGAGGAGCAGUCAUAGUGACCAAAAGUGAUGUAUUUGCAUGGCAACCUGAUUACAUUGACGGAAAGAUAGACAUUGUGGCUACAGCAAUAGAGUGGACACAGACGGGAUCUAGAGUAGUGAAUUCGAAUAAACGUCAAAGGAAAUAACUUAGAUCAUGGAGGAGGGUUUAAGAGAAGGAGUUUACAAACGUAGAAGGACAGUGGAAGCGUCAAAGAGUAGGGAACCAGACUUGAGGGUUAUGUCUUGGAACAUCAAUGGUAUGGUACAAAUUUUGGAAAACAAAGACAAGUGGGAUAACGUAAUAAAGUAUUCAAAUUUGUUUGGGAAGACACCCCCAAAUUUUUUAUGUUUGCAGGAAACUCACCUAACGGAGUCCUUGGAGCAUCAGAAUAUUCAGCAGAGAAUAGUAAGACAGUUAAGGUGGGUUAAGGCAAGUUUUUGGGCGGUGGCUGGCAGGUCACAUUCAGCAGGAGUAGUAAUUUUAUUGAACAAAAGGUCAAUGGCAGC
Chara braunii is the source of this 2105-nucleotide messenger RNA. Lineage: Eukaryota; Viridiplantae; Streptophyta; Charophyceae; Charales; Characeae. The record is from the annotation of a GenBank genome assembly.